GAAAGGGAAAAAAAAGCAAGGCAUGCUCGCACACACUCUGUUGCUUUGACGGUCGUCUUCCUCCCUCCGCUUCCCCCAUCUCCACUCCUCUCCCCGUCCCCGAUCCAAACCCUAAGCCGCGGGGAUCCGCUACCGCCAUGGAAGCGGCAGCCCCGGCUCCGCCGCUCCCUAGACAUCCGGACAUCACCCCGGAGCUCCGGCGCUUCCUCGACGUCCGCUUCCGCUCGCCGGCCGACCUCGCCGCGGCCGCCGACGUCGAGGCCGAGAUCCGCGGACGCUGCGCGGAGCUCGAGUCCUCGGUCUCCGAGCUGUCCGUGCGCCUCGCGGCUGCAGCCUCCGCUUACUCCUCUUCUCUUCAGGCCGCUGGCUCCGCCCUCCGCGGCGUGCGCGCUGGCCUCGACGCCCUCAAAUCCUCCACCGCCCAGACAGGGGUUAGGGAAAAUGUGGAGGUUGGGAGCGAGAAGAUGUUGUUUGAGCAACUCCCUCCCCUGGCCACCGACGUGGCGAGAGUCGACAUGGUCAGAGAUUACGCUGAAACGGCUCUAAAGCUUGACAGUUUGGUCGGUGAUGUAGAAGAUGCCGUUUCGUCUUCUGUGACUGGAAAACUUAUAUCUCGUGGAGGAAAGUCAGAGCAAACACACCAUGUUGCUAUUGGAUAUCUUAAAUCGAUAGAAGAUACUUUAGCUUCAGUUACAAGGACCAGACCACAAUGGGCUCGUCUUAUAUCUGCAGUGGAUCACAGAGUAGACAGAUCUUUAGCUUUACUGAGACCACAAGCCAUUGUUGAUCAUCGAGCUCUUCUAUCAUCCCUUGGCUGGCCUCCUUCCAUUGCUGGAACAAAUAUUUCAGAUAGUAAUUCCAGGAAACCAGCAGAGAUUGUGAACCCAUUAUUUUCAAUGAGGGGUGACCUGACAAAGAGGUAUUCAGAGAGCUUUCUUUCAUUAUGCAGUUUACAGGAAUUACAGAAACGCAGAAAAACUAGGCAAUUACAAGGGCAUAAUGUGAAUAGUGAACUACGUCAACCAUUAUGGGUGAUUGAGGAGUUAGUAAAUCCAUUAUCUGCUGCUGCACAGCGUCAUUUUUCCAAAUGGGUUGAGAAUCCUGAAUUGGUUUUUGCCCUUGCUUACAAGAUAACAAGAGAUUUCGUUGAUUCCAUGGAUGAGAUACUGCAGCCCCUUGUGGACAAGGCAAAUCUUGUAGGUUAUAGUUGCAGAGAGGAGUGGAUUUCGGGAAUAGUUAUUGCAUUGUCUACAUAUCUGGCGAAAGAGAUAUUUCCUAAGCAGAUUGAACUUCUUGAAGAGAGCAGCUCAAACGAUGCAAGCGGCACACCAUUUCAGGCUAGAGUCUCAUGGCUUAAUCUUGUUGAUCUAAUGAUAUCUUUUGACAAGCGAACUCAAGGUUUGAUCUCGAGUACAGGACUGCAAUUUUCAGUAAAGGAUGAUGACAAUUGGCAAAGGAUCUCAGUGCUCUCUGUCUUCUGUGAUCGGCCAGACUGGCUUGAAAUAUGGGCAGAGAUUGAGAGACACGAGACUCUUGGUAACCUGAAGUCAGCAAUGGAGAAUGAGAAAAAUUGGAGUAAGAGGAUUGAAGGAACAAUGAUUGAGUAUGGAUCAGAGGAUUACAAAUCUCCAGCAAUUACCUGUGCUGUUCAACAAGGCUUGUCUUUGCUAAUUGAUCGUGCUAGGCCCAUUCCUAACAUUUCACUUAGGGCAGAAUUCAUUAGGAUUUCUGCUUCACCUGUAAUAUCAGAAUUUCUCGGUUGCAUGUUUCGGAGGUGCCAAGAAGCAGAGGGGCUAACUGCUCUGGCAGAUGAUAAUGCUGUGUUCAAAGUAUCACAGUCCAUUAAUGCAGCUCGAUACUUGGAAUCCACAUUGACAGAAUGGUGUGAGGAUAUGUUCUUUCUUGAAAUGGAAAGUCUACCACUAAGCGGUGAAGGUGGGGGUAUAUUCCAACAAGAGAUAAAUCAAUUGAAAGAGUUCAGAGCAGAAUGGGUUGAUAAGAUUUCGACUGUCAUUCUUAGGGCAUUCGAUGCUCGCUCCUGGGAUUAUCUGAGAAAUAAGAGGCAGUGGCAGGAGCAUUCAGAAGGACCGUCCAGGGCCAUCAUAGAAUCUUCAGGCUACAUGCAGGGGAGGCUAUCUAAGCUUGAAGAUAGCCUAAAUGUCCUGGAUUUCGUAUCAGUAUGGAGAGUUGUGGCAAACGGAGUAGACCAGCUGCUUUUCGCAGGAAUUUUCACAGGAAGCCCAAAGUUCAGUAAUGGUGGGGUCGAAAAGCUUCAUGCUGAUCUGAGUGUUCUGUUUGCCGUAUUUUCAGCCUGGUGUCUGAGGCCUGAAGGCUUCUUCCCAAGACUGUCCGAAGUUUUGAAAUUGCUAAAGGUUGAUGAGAAGCAUCUUAUAGAUAGAUCGUUUACAGAUAAAAACUGGCUAAGGGAGCUUGGUGUUAGGCAUCUGACAGCUGCUGAGGCUGAAAGGAUAAUAAAAAAUAGGGUGUAUGAUGAAUGAUUACAUGAGAUGGUAGAUAUCUGGCUUGAGGAUCAAAAUUGGAUUGUCAAACUGGAAUGAGUUUACACUUCUUUUCCUUUAUACAAGUUUGUGUCAUUCUUGUUUACAUAUUUAUCCUUGUCGAUUGUUGUACUCUACAACCAAGAAGUACGUGAAGGUUGAUUGUGUCAUGAGAUUGUGUA
Molecule: messenger RNA, 2680 nt
Organism: Brachypodium distachyon (stiff brome)
Lineage: Eukaryota; Viridiplantae; Streptophyta; Magnoliopsida; Poales; Poaceae
Product: RINT1-like protein MAG2
Exons: 4
Coding region: 138-2498 (786 amino acids)
Biological process (GO): endoplasmic reticulum to Golgi vesicle-mediated transport; regulation of ER to Golgi vesicle-mediated transport; retrograde vesicle-mediated transport, Golgi to endoplasmic reticulum
Cellular component (GO): Dsl1/NZR complex
Source: RefSeq, a predicted model, not a curated record